GACGUUGAGGCUUUGAUUUGUGCAGCUGGUUCAUUCAGCGCUGUCAGCUCGUCCGAAUGACGCUGCUCUGUUAAAUUGCCAUUCAUUCAGCGACUAUGUAGCACUUUACAGUCAAAUUCUCGUGUAAAUAUAUGUUUUUAGUCAUGUUAAACAUUUAAGCGCUCAUACAUUCUGACGUAUAAGAGCAAGACGGAUCAGUCUCAAGGCCACGGAUGGAACCGGGGCGUCAGCGUGAGAACCCCCCCGGAUCCGGGGAGCCCGAGUCAGGGGAGUGGAGAGAGGAGACCACCGGGGUGGAGGCUGGAGAGAGGGACGCGACCCUGAAAAACAGAAGCGGGGAUGGAGGGAACGAGGAGAUAAAGAGCAAAACCGAGAAUAAUGAGAUGGUGGAGAAAGAUAAGACAGUGUAUGAUGAGGAAGAGAAACAAUAUGAGGAAGAAUUGGACCCCAGGAUUCAGGAGGAGCUGGAACACUUGAAUCAGGCCAGUGAUGACAUCAACAGACUGGAACUACAGCUGGAUGAGGCGAGAUCCAGCUACAGGAGGAUUCUUACAGACUCUGCACGCAAACUCAAUGCUCAGGGCUCUCAACUGGGGGCCUGCAUCGAGAAAGCCAGGCCUUACUACGAAGCACGACGACUUGCCAAAGAGGCUCAACAGGAGACCCAGAAGGCAGCGCUGAGGUACGAGAGAGCUGUCUCCAUGCACACAGCUGCCAGAGAAAUGGUUUAUGUUGCUGAGCAAGGUUUAUUGGCUGACAGGAAUACGUUGGAUCCUACCUGGCAGGAAAUGCUAAACCAUGCCACAGCCAAGGUGAAUGAGGCAGAGGAGGAACGUCUGAGAAGUGAGAGAGAGCAUCAGCGUGUUACUCAGCUCUGUCAGGAAGCAGAAGCUCGUGUUCAGACCCUGCAGAAAGCUCUCAAGAGGGUCAUUAUCAAGUCCAAGCCUUACUUUGAGCUCAAGGCUCAGUUCAACCACAUCCUAGAGGAGCACAAGUCCAAAGUCGUCCACUUGGAGGAACGCGUGGCAAAAGUGAAGACCCGAUAUUCUGUUGCCCUGCGCAACCUUGAGCAGAUCAGCGAGCAGAUCCAUGCACAAAGGGAGCGUGUCCGUGCUACCAGAGAACGCAACAGAGCCCGUGGUGGGCGGAGCUCUCCGGUGGGGGCGGAAUCUGAAGGGAUAAUCCAGGCUGGGGCGUAUGGGGGGGUGAUGGCCAAUCCUUUAAUGGAUAAUGACUGGGCGGAUCAGGAGAUGACCAGGCAGUGGGUUGAAAAACACAGAGAGGCAGGAUGGGGCCAGAGAGAGAGGGCAGAGAAGGCGGGGUCAGACUCCAUGUCAGUCAUCAGCCUGCAAACCAUCACCUCUGACCUGGAGAAGUUCGACUCGGUGGAGCACCUGGGUGACCUGAGUGACGUUGGAAGUAUAAUAGGAGAAGAGAAAGAAGUGGAAAGUGAGAGAGGAUUUAAGGCUGAAGACAGAAUAGUAGCAAGAGAAGUGGUAAACCUCUCGAGACAGGAUAGAGGGGAUGCAGAGAAGAGUGCCACAGGGAAAGACAGUCAGCAAAGAGACAAAGGAAGGGAGAGUUUUGUGAAGCAGCACCACAGAAGUGUUAGUUUGUGAUAAAACAAGGUGAACAUGGAGUUGCCUGUUACCCCACCCCAAACCUGCAGGGCUAAACUUGGCCUGCAGGCUUUCAGGAGAACAUCUCAACUGACAUCAAAUCAUGAAUAAGAUCUUAAACACUCUGUAGAACUGUUACUUAAAAAAGAAGUGUGUAAUUUCUGCGCCACUGCGUUAACAAAUGGAAUAGAGCGCAACAGUGCCCAUCCAGUUUUACAGCCGUCUUGGUGCCAGAAGUAUUUCAUUAGGGAUUUCAGAAAACCAUGAAAGUCAUGAACCAAACCAAAAAACAAGAACAAAACUAUACAAAUAUUAAUUUAAAGUUAUCGAUAAUAAAUAUAGAAACAAUGGAUUUUAUUGCAAAUGUUUAGAAAUAUGCAAAUAUAUAAGUAGUUUAUGACAACGUUAUUCACAGUGGUGGUGGUUGUUCGCUGUGAUUCUCUGAUUGGUGGAUCUUUCUUUAGGAUUAUGGGUAGUGUAGCUGUAGUUCUACAUCAGGCACUCCGCUACUUAACACAAUUUUGUUUAAAUAAGUUGAAAUUAUGCAGACUGACUACUUCGAUAGAAGCAUAUACUAUAGGUCAACAACCUUGGAUCAUACAGUAGGUUGGUCUUCACAGGUUUCAUUUAUUCCACUACAGUUUGUAUUUGCACACACCACAAGCAAAGCUGUCGAAACUUGUGAGAAACGUCUGAAGGGAUGGAGCCAUGAAGGAAAUAAAUAAAGAAAAUGAAACCUGUUUGCUGUUGAAGAGAUCCCUGGUCUAUCUGGACUAAACCAAACAGCUGAAGUAGACCUAUCUUGUUUCAAGCCAAAUAUUUUUUGCUGCACUUCAUAAAGUGGGCAGGCAGCUUGAUGAAGAAGCCUAUGGACAUGUUCAUGAAGGCCAGUGGAAAUCCUAUGGGCAAAAAGUUGCCAAAACAAAAAAAUAAUCUAGGACACUGCAUGACAUUGAUAGUCAAAUAUGUGCCUGGCUAUCCCAAACCACUUUUUCUGGAUGUGGGUUUACUUGCACAUAUGCAGGUAUGCAUAUGUAUGGUUUGUAGAGCCAGAACAGUACAUAAUUAUUCCAGAGAAUCCUGCACCACGUGAGACUUUGAUGACCCUCUUAAUAACCACAAAUGUCAACUCUUUGAGGGUAUUGCAUGCAAGCUCAUGCUCCAGGCAGUACAAGAAGACACAUAAUACUGUCUGGAGCAUGCCAUCCACCAUGGGAACAUCCAUCCCUAGGUAAUUCUGGUCAUAACAGACACAUUAUAGCGCAAAGUAAUAGACUUGGGCGAAGGUGGUCUUAUUGAUAUUUUUGGCCAUGAAGUGACAAAGAGCGAACCAGAAUGGAAACAUCACCCUAUAGGCCUCUGCAGCAGGCCAUUAUGUCAACAAUUAAAGAUCUGGGAUUUAUGUUGUCUUACAUGGUGCAAGGACGUCCAACCCAGGCCACCAUAUCACAAGAAUUGUCAGAUUCUUUAACUUGUUUGUGAUUUCUACCUCAGUGGCCCCUUAACAUUUCACAUUUCACUGCACGGCACAACACAUAACAAAAUGCAGGUGUACUUAACAUCGCUGUUACGCGAUGGGACACGCUUUUAAAUGUCGAUGUUAUUUAUUUACUUUGACGGUGUGCUGAAAAAAUGUGUGGAUCUGUUGCAACAGUCAAAGAGAUCCAUUUAGUGCAAGUUUACAUGGACAAACAACGAUUAAGAGGGCAGAAAGACAAAAUAAUGUAUUCUGUGUGACUGGCUCUUUACAUGUGAAAGAAAUCUGUUUGAAAACUAAUGGGAUUUUAACUUCUGGAACAUAACUGUUGCGCUCUGUUGCAAAGAUUUCCAAACAGGUUUCCUCAAUUCUCCCCACAUCUGCCAUUGGUCAUACAAACAUAUAGUUCCGACCCAAACCCAUGCCAUUGUUUGAGACAAUGUUACUGUGUCAGGCUUGGUGGGAUGUUUUAACAUCAGUGUUAACACUUUCGGAAAAUGAAUUUACUAAUGGAUUACUUUUAGUUGUUGCUGAAAAUUGAGAUAGGAAAAAAGUAUUCAACAAACCAUUGAAUUGCCGUUCAAUUUGAUUGGACAAAACGAGUGAGUGCAAGAUAAGUCAUAAGCAUUUUUGGGUAAUUUUCCUGUCAAAUGUGCUAAAAGUUAAUCUUGUCAACAUUUAGGGGCCUACAAAGAACUUCAAAGCGAAAAGACAUGAACUAAAAGCCAAAAACCUUAGAUUUGUGAAAUUACACACAUCUCUUUUAACGGCAUAGUCAUGAACAGACCUUCCUUCCCUGCAGUUCAAACGAGAGAAAAAGCUCAUCCAGGGGGUUGUGGAUGGCCAAUACGAUUCAGGAAUGAUUACAAUGAUUUUUUUUUAAUUAUUUGAAGGGGAAAAAAUAGUAUGAAUACAUUCACAAUGAUUGACAUGGCAUUAUUGUAACACUGCACUACAGCACAAGGGGAUCAGAUGUUCUUAGGCUAAUUAAUGAAUAGCAAUGAGGCAAUACAAACAGGAAGGAGGAGGUGGUAUUCAGAGUCUUCUAGGACUUGUUGUUCUUACGCUCUGAUACUGUCUUUUCUCUUUUACUGUUUCACUAUCAGCUCUAUCAAGAGAGAACAGAAAGAAAAAAUACUUUACAAUACAAUUAGAGCAGGAAGAAAAAGAAAAACUUGUGAAAACCGAUUGAACAUUGAAGAUAAAACUUAGCUGGUUAUAACAACAGUAUCAGGUGCAUUCGACAUUUCCUCUGUGCUGUACUUGUCUCCCUCUGUACAAGUGUAUCUAACUGACAUUCUUUACUCAUAGAAUUAAUUACAUUGUAUUUGUCCUGAUGUCCAGAUCUCUUUCAGCAAUUAUAGGCAUCUGGAAAGUUUUGGUCUGGCUGUAGAUUGGUUCUGUAUCUCUCUGCUUAUUUUGUGCAGCAUUUACUAUAUGAAAUCACAUUUAAACAUGCAUGUUCCUGGUUUAAUUGUGAAUGUAUCAUCAGUGCAUGUUGUUCAGAAGCUGGGAUGUAACGGCCACUUUUCACAAUCCAACCAAUUCCCUAUGGAUAAAAUCAAGUGUUGUUCUCAUUUUUCCCCUAAAGAAUAUCCUGUUUCACAUUCCAAAAAUAAAAGGGGUUUCAAAUGCCAUUUUAUGUUGACUUUAAGGACAUUCAUUUUUGAAAUGUUUUUUAUUAUUAUUUUUUGAGAGAGAAACAAGUUGAUUUUAGAUCAUACCGGGUAUGUUUUCAUGAGGGUCUUGUGCUUUAACUGAGAUAUGGUUUACAUGUGUACAAGUGUGUAAAUCUAGCUGGAUUUUUAAAACAACAGUUGAGUAAAAAAAAAGAAAAAACAUAGAGAGGCUGAAUGAUGCUCAAAAACCUGUUUUGCAGAUGUACAUUUUGAAAUGUGUAAUGCUAGCUGUAUGAACAAACCGUGCUGCGGACAGUACAGGAUUGUUUGCAAGUUUACAUUCUACUCUUUUCUUUUUGUUUUCAUUUUGGAUCUAAAUGUUGUAGCUUUUUUGUCCACAAACCUUGUAAAUGUAUUCUUCCCCCAGUAUACCCUGUAAAGUUCCUUGACCUCAGUAAAUAGAAGAUGCUCUAUAGAGAAAAUUCAGUAUGCUGCUGAUCCAGUAGGUCACAUAGGUCACAUGAACUCUGUAUAUACAAGCUGAUGUAUGAUGAAUACAAAUAGUCCUUACGUGACUGAUAACUUAUUCUGUAAAUGUUAAUUUAUUGCACAUUUAGAGAUAUUAAAAUUUGAA
This is a messenger RNA of Xyrauchen texanus (razorback sucker), 5349 nucleotides long. Its product is annotated as SH3 domain-binding protein 5-like. Gene Ontology annotation, molecular function: protein kinase inhibitor activity. The record is from RefSeq and is a predicted model, not a curated record. Gene Ontology annotation, biological process: intracellular signal transduction; negative regulation of protein tyrosine kinase activity. NCBI's taxonomy places the organism in Eukaryota, Metazoa, Chordata, Actinopteri, Cypriniformes, Catostomidae. The coding region runs from base 213 to 1619 and encodes 468 amino acids. The transcript has 6 exons. Gene Ontology annotation, cellular component: cytoplasm.